Molecule: messenger RNA, 2840 nt
Organism: Dermacentor andersoni
Lineage: Eukaryota; Metazoa; Arthropoda; Arachnida; Ixodida; Ixodidae
Product: galactosylgalactosylxylosylprotein 3-beta-glucuronosyltransferase I-like
Biological process (GO): chondroitin sulfate proteoglycan biosynthetic process; carbohydrate metabolic process
Cellular component (GO): Golgi membrane
Molecular function (GO): galactosylgalactosylxylosylprotein 3-beta-glucuronosyltransferase activity
Source: RefSeq, a predicted model, not a curated record
AAGCACGUCGGCGUUGUCUUCUGAUGGGCCGCUCUACUGGUAUUCUGCCGUGGAAGUGAUGUUGCGCUUACUUUAAAAACGGGCUAAUGACAACUUGCACAAACUUUGUACAGCAGCGGCCCAAGCUCCUUGUGACUCUGACCAGCGAUUUCCAUCUGGAGCACACAUGUGAUCGCUGCCAAUGGUCGCCCAAAUCUGUUGUCGCAACAGGUUCUUGACAGUGGCCGUCUGCUUUUUCGUCGCCUGGCUCGUUGUGCAGUUGAUCACGACACAGCAAUGCCUCACUCAAAGCCGAACCAACGUAGUCUCGGGAAGCUGGAAGCACUCCUGCCUACGGAAAAUAGUCGACAGCUUAGUGUCGUCAGGCGUUCAUUCAGACUGCAUAGCGGCGGUCGAGAAACUUGCCGACGGCCAGCGGCAGCGGGUCAUUUAUGCAAUAACGCCCACGUACACACGUCCUGUUCAAGAAGCCGAACUGACGCGGCUUUCUCAUACAUUUCGUCUGGUCCCGUACUUGCACUGGAUCGUUGUAGAAGACUCAACUGUCCGAACAGCUUUGGUGUCAGACUUAUUAGCUCGUUGCGGUGUGGCCUUCACCCAUCUGUAUGCUGCUACACCAGCUGAUCGCAAGCUGAAGCCUGAAGACCCCAGCUGGCUUCUUCCAAAGGGCGUCCUCCAGAGAAAUGAAGGCCUACGCUGGCUUCGAACCAAUGCAGAGCAUCUGGAUCCCAAUGGCAUAGUCUACUUCGCUGAUGAUGACAACACUUAUGAUCUACGUCUGUUUGACGAGAUGCGAAAGACUGUCAAAGUGUCUGUUUGGCCUGUGGGUUUGGUUGGAGGCUUGAUGGUUGAGCGGCCAAUUGUUAGAGACAGUCAUGUUGUCGGCUGGAACGCUGUCUGGAAACCAUACAGGCGUUAUCCCCUGGACAUGGCAGGUUUCGCCGUGUCCCUGCGGCUACUUCUUGACAACCCUGACGCCCAGUUUCGACUUCGGCUUCCCCGUGGUCAGCAGGAAUCUUACUUGCUGAAGCAGCUUCUGUCUGGGCCAGAGGAGUUGGAGCCUCGUGCUGGAAACUGCACUCAAGUUCUUGUGUGGCACACUCGCACCGAGAAGCCCAAGCUAGAUCAGGGACGCCCCAGCAAGGCUGGAAACAUGAAACAACCAAAGCAAGUCGCUGCAAAGCCACGCCUCCAGGCGUAGGUGCCUUGUGAAGCGACUGAUGUUUGUGUGUGUUAAAACAGUGCAGCACGGGACACUUGGUUGCCAUGCCAGCAAGCGCCUGUGCUCAACAUAUGCUUGGACUACAGUUAUGCUCGAUUAUUUAGGCAACAGACCCUUCCGCUUUCGUGCAAAGAGCCAUAACAUUGCUCCACUGUUGCGAUGAGCACCUGGAGUGGUAAUCUAGGUCAAUCACUUUUGGGCUACGUUCACUUUCAUGAUUUUUUUCGUGGCUUGGCAUCAGACAUUAGUGUGUGCAAGGAAUAUCAUUCUUUGCACUGUGCCAGCAUGCCCAGAACUGUGCGAGAUACUGUUGCCCUCGGAUGCUGACGUGCUAGUGCUGAGUAAUUUGGCCAUACCCACAAAAGUAAUUGACCGAGAAUACAGCCCUUGUUUGUGCAAUGGUGCUCCUGCCGCCCAUUUAGUCAGCAUAUACGUACAAUGACGCAAGCAAUGCUGAUGAAGUGUUUGUCCAAGGGCAAGUUUUCUUUUGCUUCUUUUUUUUGCAUCUCAUUUGGCUUGUUUAGAUAAUGAUUACUAGUCCAAUUAAGCUUUUUUUUUAUCUCUGAAGGUCACAGAUUGAGAAUAUGGCUUUGCUUUAGAUACUUUAUCUACACCUGCCCACAAACGUUUUCAGAAUGUGAAAGUUUCAGAGCAGCUCAGUGACUUCAAGGCCUAAACACCUAGAGCCAGAAGUUUGGAUGUGCACUGGCUUACUCUGAACUAUAGCCAUGAGAGUUUCAAACACACACACACUGUUCUAGAGUCGUACCAUUUGUGGCGCUUCCCAUGGCUAUAUUAUUUCGAUAGGGGCGAAAUGUGAAAAACACCUGUUUACUGCGCAUUGGGCGCACGUUGAGGAACCCCAGAUGGUCCAAUUAUUCCGAAGUCCUUCACUACAGCGCGCCUCAUAAUCAGAUCUGGUUUUGGCACGUAGAACCCCAGAAUUAAUUAUACGUGCCUAUUGCCCAAGUUCACAAAGGCCCGCCAAUUGUCAAAACACCUGGGACCAAAAGUAUCUGAAAACUGCUGUGCUACUUCAUUGAGCACUACAAGAAAGAGGAGCCCUAAAAGUCCACUGUAAUCAAAAUGAAAUCAUCUUCCCACUUAACUUUUUUGAAAAGUUGGGCUUCCCAUUUCAAGGAACUUAUGGUGGUAACAGACAGUGCUGACGAAGCACUCUAGCAAACUUUCACUUUAUCACUAGUCACGUGCCAGUCAACUAAACGCUGAGGAUUGGCCUCCAAGUAUGCUCCGAGUUACAAGCUGGUGUGAUUGAAGAACUGUGGUGUAAGCUGUCAUCACCAGCUCCUAUGGGUGUCAAUGCAAUUAUUGGCCCAAGUGCUUCCAUCUCAGUAUGACUGCUUCUAAAAAUACCAUGAGAAUGUUGGCAUCACUAUUGAGAAAUGCUGACGCUAGUUCACUUUUCUGGGACUCUCAAGGUACUGGCAGUAUCCAGCCAACAUGAUCAUUACUAAACAUUCUACACACUGUUUCAAUGCAUGUGAAAGGUGUGGAUGGCUUGUGCCAAUAGUGCUUGUUGCUUAGUAGAGUCAAGGAACCAGCCAGCGGUGUUGUGCCAAAAGUUUCAUGUGCUUAAUAUAUAUCAGCUUAAGCCUUG